CAAGAUUCCGCUGUUUCUGCAAUGACCUCGCCGAUAACGGAGUCGGUAGUGUAAGCAGUGUUGUGUGCUCUCCUUGCAUGGUGGAUGAUGGCCGCUUCAAAGCCCGUUGAGCCGCAGUCCGGGAGCAGUCUCCCUCGCUGGCAGCUGGCCCUCCUGAUCGGAACCCCCAUAGUGCUGGGUGUAGGAGCUGUUUACCUGUGGAACCGCAGCAAGACGAAGGACUCACCGGGGAAACGGAAUGGGGAACGGACAACUCCAGAAGGCAGCGCGAGCCCCGUCCAGGGCCAAGACGGCGCAGCUAACCGAACCAGUCGCGAGCUGGAGGACAUGAGUCCUCUGGACCGGGCCCAGGGUGCUAAGAACAAGGGCAACAAGUACUUCAAGGCUGGGAAGUAUGAGCAGGCCAUCCAGUGUUACACAGAGGCCAUCGGCCUGUGUCCUAGAGACAACCAGACAGACCUGUCCACCUUCUACCAGAAUAGAGCUGCUGCCUACGAACAGCAGAUGAUGUGGACAGAGGUGGUGCAGGACUGUACCCAGGCUGUAGAGAUGAACCCACGCUACAUCAAGGCCCUGUUCAGGAGGGCCAAGGCCCUGGAGAGACUGGACAACAAGAAGGAGUGCCUGGAAGAUGUGACGGCGGUGUGUAUCCUGGAGGCCUUCCAGAACCAGCAGAGUAUGCUGCUAGCAGACAAAGUCCUCAAACUGCUGGGGAAGGAGAAGGCCAAAGACAAAUACAAGAACCGUGACCCCCUGAUGCCUUCUCCUCAGUUCAUCAAGUCCUACUUCAGCUCCUUCACCGAUGACAUUAUCUCCCAACCGCUCCAGAAGGGCGAGAAGAAGGACGAGGACAAGGACAACGAGGGCGAGGCCGCAGAGGUCACAGAAAGUUCUGGUUAUCUGAAGGCCAAGCAGUACAUGGAGGAGGAGAACUAUGAUAAGAUCAUCAGUGAGUGCACUAAGGAGGUGGAGUCUGGUGGCCGGUACACUGCUGAGGCCCUGUUGCUACGGGCAACAUUCUACCUCCUGAUUGGCAACGCCACCGGCGCCCAGCCCGACCUGGACCGGGUCAUCAACAUGGAGGACGCCAACAUCAAGCUGAGGGCCAAUGCUCUGAUCAAGCGUGGCAGUAUGUACAUGCAGCAGCAGCAGCCUAUGAUGUCAACACAGGACUUCAACAUGGCCGCUGAGAUCGACACGCGCAACGCAGACGUCUACCACCACCGGGGACAGUUGAAGAUCCUUCUGGACCAGGUGGAGGAGGCUGUCGGAGACUUUGAUGAGUGCAUCCUGCUCAGACCUGACUCUGCUCUGGCACAGGCUCAGAAAUGUUUCGCCCUGUACAGACAGGCGUACACUGGCAACAGCCAGUCCCAGGUGCAGACGGCCAUGGACGGCUUUGAGGACGUCAUCAGGAGGUUCCCUAAGUGUGCCGAGGGGUACGCUCUGUACGCUCAGGCGUUGACUGACCAGCAGCAGUUUGGCAAGGCAGAUCAGAUGUACAACAAGUGUAUUGACCUGGAGCCUGACAACGCUACAACAUACGUCCACAAGGGGUUGUUGCAGCUCCAGUGGAAGCAGGACUUGGACCUCGGCCUGGACCUCAUCAGCAAGGCCAUCGAGAUUGACAACAAAUGUGACUUUGCCUACGAAACCAUGGGAACUAUCGAAGUUCAAAGGGGCAACCUGGACAAGGCAAUAGACAUGUUCAACAAGGCCAUCAACCUGGCCAAGUCCGAGAUGGAGAUGGCCCACCUCUACUCACUGUGUGACGCAGCAUAUGCCCAGACUGAGGUAGCCAGGAAGUAUGGGCUGAAGCCACCCACACUGUAACUACCCUGUCACAUGACCCAAGACCCUCCCACUCUCCACUGCUGAACCUGAUUGUAUUAUAACUGCAGAUGUUUCGGUCAUUUGGUUUUGUAGACAUACUGGAUAAAUAAAAAAGAGAAACUUGAUCUGUGACCAAAUAUCAGCAUUUCCCAAACUCUGUCCGGGGGGGGGGGCAGCAGAGUUUGGGAAACGCUGCACUACAUGAUCAUGUUUACAUCACUUUGAAUCGAGCUUGUAACAAAUGAGAGGCUUUACUGUUCACAACCAAGGCCAGAACCCAAACAUCUGGUAAUUAAUGGUCUUAACCCACACACCCCUCUUCCUCAAGGCCCUUGGUUUGACCCACACACCCCUCUGUUUCUUGGUACUUAGUUUAGCCCAGAUCACCAACCCUUAUGAUCCUUCCUGUACCUCACUGUCUGGUCUGUUAUCAGAAACAUGUGAAUGGCCAUGUGAAAACAGGUAUCUACCCAGAAAUGAUUCAACCUUCUAAAAUCAAAAGGGAGAUUCUUUCAAUAGACUUCUCAUUGACUAAUCCAUAUUUGGAAGUAUUUAAGAUGAUUAACGUUGUAUGUUGCCUGCACACUGAGAACGGAAUAGAGUUCCAAUGGACUGUUCAUGUGUUUGUUACUGUUCUCUUCCACGUUUCUGUCCAGACACUUCCAUGUCCUCAAGAUGAUGUAACAUUAUCGAAUGGAAAAUUAAAUUAAUGAUUAAAAUGUUAGUCAAAUGUGUGUGUAUAAUGAUGGAUGUCUGUGUUUGGUGUAAUGCUGGAGUUGACGAUGUGUGGGAUAAAGGUCCUAAAGUAGUGUGGGAUAAGGGUCCUAAAGUAGUGUGGGAUAAGGGUCCUAAAGUAGUGUGGGAUAAGGGUCCUAAAGUAGUGUGGGAUAAGGGUCCUAAAGUAGUGUGGGAUAAGGGUCCUAAAGUAGUGUGGGAUAAGGGUGGAGUUGGGGUCCUAAAGUAGUGUUUAAUUUGAGGGGAUUGCCUGUUUUUUUUCUAUAUUCCGUACAGCAUGUGAUAUUUCUCUAAGUAAAUGUUGAUGCUGAAGUCAUCUGGCCAUGUUGGAAAUGCUGACGUGAACAUUUAGACCUGAAAUUAUUCAUGUCCUGAUUCAGAUUCUCAAUGUACCGCUUUUAUUUUUAUGUGGUUGUUUCCCCAACUUAUAGAUUCAGAAAAUGUCAGAAGGGACAAUUAUUUUAAAUAUGUUUUCAUGCUGUCGUAAUUUGCAGAGGGCAGGUAUGCCACAUCAUAUGUAGUGGAUCUGUGGAUGUUUGAGGCAGUGCUACAGAAUAAAACAUGUGACUAUGUUGGGAAACAAUACUGACAUUCUUCCCACACAGAGAUGUAAUCAUGACCAAAGUCAGAGAGAGGACAUGGGAAAAUAAAGAUGGAACUUGAA
Oncorhynchus keta (chum salmon) is the source of this 3232-nucleotide messenger RNA. RefSeq names its product mitochondrial import receptor subunit TOM70-like. The transcript has 12 exons. Gene Ontology annotation, molecular function: protein binding. Bases 85 to 1833 code for a protein of 582 amino acids. The record is from RefSeq and is a predicted model, not a curated record. NCBI's taxonomy places the organism in Eukaryota, Metazoa, Chordata, Actinopteri, Salmoniformes, Salmonidae.